Messenger RNA from Microdochium trichocladiopsis, 417 nucleotides. RefSeq lists its product as uncharacterized. Bases 1 to 417 code for a protein of 138 amino acids. The record is from RefSeq and is a predicted model, not a curated record. The transcript is spliced from 2 exons. Lineage: Eukaryota; Fungi; Ascomycota; Sordariomycetes; Xylariales; Microdochiaceae.
AUGGGGUUUGUGGUUUCUGUGUCUCCUCUCGACCCUUCAAAAACACCGUACAUCAUCACAAUCGCCCUCCUUUCCUUAGUACUGGGCAGCUCGAGGGAAACCCCUGAGUACACGGGCUCUCCUUCAGACUGCCGGCUCGUGAUCCGCGAGAUCCGGUCACAGCCCAAAGACCGCAUCUUCUCGCUGUACUCUGGACUCUGCGUUGUCUUCACGCAUGGGGCAUGCCAGGCAAAGCUGUGCGCGGUCGAGUACCUCCCGCGACCUGUGAACCAGAGUGCGCGGUGGAUGGCUGAUGUCUUGGAGGUGCCGCUACUUGGAGAGUGCAUCGAGCAUAGCAGGGAGGGUGUUGCGGGUGACAGCGAUGUCAUUAAUGGGGACAGUGGGAGCUACCGGCUGUGGAUAGGCAGCGUGUCUUGA